Molecule: messenger RNA, 1608 nt
Organism: Fusarium sp. VM40
Lineage: Eukaryota; Fungi; Ascomycota; Sordariomycetes; Hypocreales; Nectriaceae
Source: the annotation of a GenBank genome assembly
AUGCUGGGUCAAAGGUCUAUCAAGGUCAAUGGCGCCGACUGCGGCAUUGAAGCCAUCCUCUUGGGUGUCAUCACGUCCAUUGGUGGCUUCCUUUUCGGAUACGAUACUGGCCAAAUUAGUUCUAUGGUCCUCUUCGAAGACUUCAAGGAUCGAUUCGCUCAGGGACCUGCGGGUAACAAAGAAUGGGUUCCUAUCAUUCAAUCCAUUCUCGUCUCUCUCAUGAGUAUCGGAAGUCUGCUCGGUGCUCUUUCUGGUGCCUACACUGCUGAUUGGUGGGGUCGACGAAAGAGUAUGACAUUCGGAGUCGCCAUCUUCAUCAUUGGUAAUGUCAUUCAGAUUACGGCGAUGGACUCGUGGGUUCAUAUGAUGAUGGGCAGAUUCGUCGCUGGUCUCGGUGUCGGUAACCUGUCUGUUGGUGUUCCCAUGUUCCAGUCCGAAUGUGCCCCUCGAGAGAUUCGUGGUGCUGUUGUCGCCUCUUACCAGCUCAUGAUUACUAUCGGUAUUCUCGUUUCGAACAUCGCCUGCUACGGAUUCAAGAGGAUGGACACCACCAGUGCCUCUUGGAGAAUCGUUAUUGGUCUCGGUAUCCUCUUCUCCCUCCCUCUUGGUAUCGGUAUCUUGGUCGUCCCUGAGUCUCCUAGAUGGCUUGCUUCCAAGGGCGACUGGGAGGGUGCUCAGCUGGCAUUGGGACGUCUCCGUGGCAUGAAGCACAACCUUGACCACGCCCUCGUCCAGGACGAUCUGAAGGAGAUGAAGGAUAUCCUCGAGAAGGAGAAAUCAGUUGGCCAGGGCGGCUGGCUCGAGUGCUUCAACCCCAAGAGCAGCAUCCCCAAGCUCGUCUGGCGUACAUUCCUCGGUUUCUUCAUCCACUUCCUCCAGCAGUGGACCGGUGUCAACUACUUCUUCUACUACGGUGCCUCCAUCUUUGAGUCUGCCGGUAUUGAGGACCCCAUCCAGACCCAGCUUAUUCUCGGUGCUGUCAACGUUGCCACAACUUUCAUGGGUCUCUGGUUUGUCGAGAGGUUCGGACGUCGCUGGCCUCUAUUUAUUGGUGCUCUUUGGCAAGCUGGUUGGCUGUGCAUCUUUGCUGCCGUUGGUCUUGCCAUUCCUCCCGAGAGCAACUCCACUUCCGGCAUCGUUCUUAUUGUCUGCGCCUGUAUGUUCAUCGCAUCUUUCGCCAGUACCUGGGGUCCCAUGGCCUGGGUCGUCAUCGGCGAGAGUUUCCCUCUCCGUACUCGUGCCAAGCAGGCUUCUAUUGCUACAGCUGGUAACUGGCUAGGAAACUUCAUGAUUGCUUUCCUCACCCCUCUUGCCACCGCCGGUAUUUCAUACGGCUACGGUUUCGUCUUCGUCGGUACCAACUUGGCUGCCGCUCUCCUUGUCUGGUUCUUCCUCUUCGAAUCCCGCGCCCUCAGUCUGGAGAACGUCGAUCUCAUGUACGGCCAGGAGGGACUUAAGCCUUGGAACAGCCACAAGUGGGUUCCUCCAGGAUACAUCACUCGUGAGCAGCGUGACGAGGCCCAUUUCCGCAGCAUCGGCAAUGAGAAGCCCAGGAACAGCGAGUCUCACUCUGGAGAGGACUCAAGAGUUGAGUCGGUUAUUGCUUAA